This is a messenger RNA of Benincasa hispida (wax gourd), 438 nucleotides long. RefSeq names its product plant/protein. The record is from RefSeq and is a predicted model, not a curated record. NCBI's taxonomy places the organism in Eukaryota, Viridiplantae, Streptophyta, Magnoliopsida, Cucurbitales, Cucurbitaceae.
AUGAAGCCAAUCGACGAAAAGAAGGACAAAGUAACGAUUCGAGCCGUUACCCGCAACGAGGAAGGGAAGAAACAUGUCGAAAAAGCCGAAAUCGAAUCUCACAACAUCGACACCAUCAAGUACAUCGAGAAAAAACUCAUCGACAAAGGAGUUCAGCGGCUCGAACGCCAUCCGGUUCACGGCCACACCGGAAUCGCCCAGCCGCCUCCCAAGUCCGGUCGCGGCGGCAAGUUCACUUGGGAAGGACCUGGCGAUGCGAUUGAGAAUGAACUCUCGCCCGCUCCGGCUGCCAUUGAUGAGAAGGAUCCGAACUAUGUGGAUGAAGUGAAGGAGGAGGAGGAGGUUGCUGGAUUGGUGGUCGAAGAAGUGGAGGUGCCGGCGGCGGUGGCGGAGGGAGUUUCGAGAGUGGAGGUUGAUCCUCAGCUUCAAUUGCAAUGA